AGAUCGAUCUCCUCCUACCUCCCCCCAUUACUUUUUAGUAGAAAUGUCCUUUUCAGAAGCAUUAACGAUGCUUCUUCUUCUUCUUCCUCCCUCCUCAGAGCUCACGUGGAAACAAACAAUGACGUAACACGUAGAAGGUAAGCCAUCCACUUAGCUGUCCUCUAAUUUGUCAAUUUUCUCUCGGUUCAAACUUCAAACACCUUUGGGGCUUGAAUUUGACUGUGGGUUUUCUUUCAUGUUAAAAAAAAAAAUUCUUCCUUCGAUGCGAGUCUAUUAACUUGUCCAAUAACUUUUGGGUGAAAAAAAAAACUUGGGUUGUUGUUAAAUCCUUAAAUGCUUGUCUGAUCCUGCUUGGUUGCUUCGUCGGACGAUUGUCAUCCAGAACACGAGGAGCUCCGUACUAGACUUUCUCUCUCUCUCUCUCCCUUGAGCUCUAACCACGAUGAGGAAUUGCUGUUUUAAACUGCUGAUUUGGGUUUCGCCCUUUUUGUGCUUGAUAUCUGUUUCGUGGGGAUUUGAUCCGGUAGACAACUAUCUAAUAAACUGUGGAUCACCCACAAACACAUCGGUGGGGGAUCGAAUUUUUGUGGCGGAUGAUUCUAGUUCCAGCAUCAUUUCAACCCCACAAAAUAUUUUUGCCAACACGAGUUCGAAUGCUAUCUCUUCCACCUAUGGUUUAGCCCUUUAUCAAACUGCCCGAAUAUUCACUGCAACCUCUAAUUACACAUUUUCAAUUAAGAAGCAAGGGCGGCACUUUGUUCGCCUCUAUUUCUUCCCUUUUGCUCAUGAAAACUAUGAUUUGAGCACAGCAAAGUUCUCAGUUUUUGUUCAAAAAUUCACUCUCUUAAAAGAUUUCCAACUACGGAAUGGUUCUUUGAUGAAAGAGUACUCUUUGAACGUGACUUCAAAUAGCCUAGUCCUCACUUUUACCCCCUCUUCCAAUUCAUUUGCUUAUGUGAAUGCAAUAGAAGUUGUUUUAGUACCUGAUGAGCUUAUUCUGAAUGAUGCCAAGACCAUUGAUCCGCCAGGCAAUUACCAAAAUCUGCAGAAACAAGCCUUAGAGACAGUUGUGAGGGUGAAUAUGGGUGGCACGGCUAUAUCUCCUGAUAAUGAUACCCUGUGGAGGGUUUGGGUUUCGGAGGAAAAUUAUCUGAGGCACAGCAUCUUUGCCAAGUCUGUUAGGAACAUCAAAGCUGUAAAUUACACGUUAAAAUGGCCAACAAGGGAUGUGGCUCCCCCGAGUGUCUAUGGAACGGCCACUAGGUUGACAUCAGAAGGUGAUCCCAAUUUCAAUGCUAAUAUAACAUGGCUUUUUGAUGUCGACCCCGGUUUUGACUAUUUGGUGCGAUUUCACUUCUGUGAUAUAGCGAGCCCCUCGCCUGGGAAGAUCCAUUUCAAUGUUUAUAUUAACUCCUGGAUGGUUUUUCAGGAUCUUGAUCUGAGUAAUCUAACAUCAAACGUCUUGGGUGCUCCAUAUGCCAUGGAUGUUGUUGCUAGGAUAAGCAAUAGCCGGGUGCUUAGUGUUGGUGUUGGCCCUCCAAAUAGGGAUCUUCAUAAUUCAGAAGGAAUCCUAAAUGGGCUAGAGAUCAUGAAAAUAAACAGUUCUAAGGGUGGGCUGGAUGCUUUGGACACUGAUUUAAAGACCUUGACACCAAAAUCCAAGGUAAAAGCUGGUAUGAUAGUGGGUUUGGCCUUUGGGGUGCUGCUUAUUGUUGUUGUGCUGGCGUUAGUUCUCUUCCUGGUGUGUAAAAGAAGAAUGCUAGCACAGUUCCAUUUCACCACACUCGGAGGAGAGAAUGUUCAAACCAUGGAAAGUAAAUAUGGCAAUGGAACUGGUAUGUUUAGCUUCUCAUUCCCUGUGAUUCAAGAGGCCACUGAUAAUUUCAGUGAAGAUUUAGUUAUUGGGGUUGGUGGUUUUGGAAAGGUUUACAAGGGAGUUUUGAGAGAUGAAACUAGAGUGGCAGUGAAGAGGGGAAAUCCUCAGUCUCGACAGGGACUUGCUGAAUUUCGAACAGAAAUUGAAAUGCUGUCCCAGUUCCGUCACCGCCAUUUAGUAUCUUUGAUUGGGUACUGUGAUGAACAAAAUGAGAUGAUCAUAAUCUACGAGUACAUGGAAAAGGGGACCCUCAAGGAUCAUCUUUAUAGCUUGAAUGUUCCCAGGUUGAGUUGGAAACAAAGGCUUGAUAUCUGCAUUGGAUCAGCAAGAGGACUGCACUAUCUGCAUACCGGCUCUGCUAAGGCAAUCAUUCACCGUGAUGUUAAGUCUGCAAAUAUCCUGUUGGAUGAAAAUUUCAUGGCUAAGGUUGCAGAUUUUGGGCUAUCAAAAACUGGUCCUGAGGUUGAUCAAACACAUGUCAGUACAGCAGUGAAAGGAAGCUUUGGAUAUCUUGAUCCAGAGUAUUUGACAAGGCAACAGCUAACUGAGAAAUCAGAUGUGUUCUCCUUUGGUGUGGUUUUGUUUGAAGUCCUUUGUGGGAGACCUGUUAUAGAUCCAUCUCUUCCAAGGGAAAAGGUGAAUUUAAUUGAAUGGGCGUUGAAAUAUCAAAAGAGAGGGGAAUUGGAAGAAAUUAUAGAUCCUCAUCUUGUGGGUACUACAAGUCCAGAUUCUUUGAGGAAGUUUGGAGAGACAGCUGAGAAAUGCUUGGCUGAAUGUGGCUUAGAUCGACCCUCGAUGGGCGACGUGUUAUGGCACUUGGAAUACGCACUUCGGCUUCAAGUGAGUGAAGAAGGAUCUAAACGUGACGGCGAGUUCCCUAUACAGGUUAAUGGUGUUAAUCACUUGGAGAACAGUGCACAAUUCAGUUCAACAAGUGCUAGGGAUCUUGCUGGUAUUUCAAUGAGUAAAGUUUUCUCAGAAAUGUUGAAAGGAGAAAUGACUUGAGAAUAAGGUGAAAGGGAAGGCAUGUCAUUGGUCAUAUGUCAUUGGUCAUCCUCUCUAGUGAGAGGCCUCCCAAGUUGUCUUUCUACUGAUAUAGUACUGAGCAAGGUGCAUCUGUUUUGUAUAGAAGGGUUCGAGGAUCAAGUCAUUUUAAGUGUCCUUGGCUGUAAAAAAUCCCAUCUCAAACCUGUUAAAUUCAAUGGUCAGUCAGUUUAUUUUAUGGCUCAUGACAAGUAAUAUGCAUAUAGUUUUCUUUUCUUGGUUUCA
Messenger RNA from Malania oleifera, 3145 nucleotides. Its product is annotated as receptor-like protein kinase HERK 1. Gene Ontology annotation, biological process: protein autophosphorylation. Lineage: Eukaryota; Viridiplantae; Streptophyta; Magnoliopsida; Santalales; Ximeniaceae. The record is from RefSeq and is a predicted model, not a curated record. The transcript has 2 exons. Gene Ontology annotation, molecular function: transmembrane receptor protein tyrosine kinase activity; ATP binding. Gene Ontology annotation, cellular component: plasma membrane; plasmodesma. Bases 443 to 2881 code for a protein of 812 amino acids.